AUGCCCUCAACAUUACAAAAGGCCCGUAAGCACAUUGCGAAGAAGCGAAACGGCCACGACCUAGCCCUCCAUGAGUACUCCAGAGACUCAAAGCGCCUUCACAAGGCGUCCAUAAGAGAUCAGAAGCUGGAAAAGCUUCACGCUUCGAGGAAUAAGAAGGAGCAGCCGCUGCUUGACCGUGCUCGUUACUUUCAAAAGGCUGUCCAGGAAAACAAGUCCGAGCCCCUCGAGCUGGCCGCCAUCCAGAAGCUAAUCCAUAAGUUUGUGCACCAGUAUGAUGAGGAGUACGCCGAGGUCAAGAAGACCCGUCGGCCGGGACGCCCUGCGAGCCCCAAGGAGGACUUGCUGAAGCAGAAAAUUGCAAACCUUGAAGAGGAGUACAGGAUUGGGUUCUACCUUCCCGACCUAUUGGAUGCGUCCAACACACUCGUGCUCGAUCGCUGGGAGGGCUCAUGGUCUUACCUGACCUCGGUCGCCUGGGUCAAGAUCACAAGCGAUGGAAACAUCAAGAAGUCCAGCUUCCCGCCCACGGGUAGCUCUUGA
This is a messenger RNA of Colletotrichum graminicola M1.001, 543 nucleotides long. RefSeq lists its product as uncharacterized. The coding region runs from base 1 to 543 and encodes 180 amino acids. The record is from RefSeq and is a predicted model, not a curated record. The transcript is spliced from 4 exons. Gene Ontology annotation, cellular component: nucleus. NCBI's taxonomy places the organism in Eukaryota, Fungi, Ascomycota, Sordariomycetes, Glomerellales, Glomerellaceae.